This is a messenger RNA of Mucor mucedo, 1128 nucleotides long. RefSeq names its product ankyrin repeat-containing domain protein. The transcript has a single exon. The record is from RefSeq and is a predicted model, not a curated record. Gene Ontology annotation, cellular component: cytoplasm. The coding region runs from base 1 to 1128 and encodes 375 amino acids. Gene Ontology annotation, molecular function: protein binding. Lineage: Eukaryota; Fungi; Mucoromycota; Mucoromycetes; Mucorales; Mucoraceae.
AUGCAAGCCAUUGAUAUCAACACCAAGAAAACGGAUGGAAAGCCUAACAACGUCCUUUUACCUUCCCCACCUUCUUCUCCCAUCGAAAGCCUCAAUUCCAGAAAACGUGCAUUUUCUAUCUCAUUCAUCCAGAAUGAAUCUACACCACCACAACCAUCAAAAAAAUCCAAAUUCGAUAUCGGUUGUUUGAAUAAUUAUCUUAAAAAGGGAUCACCCAACACCUGUGAUGAACAAUUCAAACGUUCACUUUUAAGCUGGGCCUGUAUUGGAAAAUCAAAAGAAGCCGUACAAGACCUGUUAAAACUGGUUCAUUUGGAUAUUAAUAUGAAGUCAGGUCCUCAUCAAACAACAGCACUCCAUGAAGCUUGCUUACAUGGUUUCCACCAAGGUUUAGAAUUAUUGGUCAAGCAUGCUGACAUUGAUCUGAACGCUACAGACAAUCAAGGUCAGACUGCCAUUCAUUGUGCAACCCAAGCAAAUAAAAUAGAUUGCCUGAAAAUUUUAUUAUCAGCUGGUGCUCGUAUCGAUUUAUUUUCAACUGGAGGUAGACUUCCCAUUCACAUUGCUAUCCAGCAUGGAUUUCAUCAUGGUGUAUCUUUGCUCCUGUCCAAAUCAAAAAUACACGAUAAUAAUCCCACAGAGACAGACAUGCUUUGGAAAUCGAAUUUGGUGGAUGGUCGCUCCUCCAUUCAAAGUGCUAUCGUAUCUGGUUACAUCAACACACUGCAAUUACUUUUGGACAAUGACUCCAUCACGGCAAAGCAUCAAACCACCAAGGGUCUUGUGCAAUUAGCAGUGGAUUGGAAUCGCAUUGAAUGUUUACAAUUGUUGAUCAAACGUGGAUGUAUCAUUGAUGAAUCGAGCCUAUUAACUGCUGUACAGCAAAGAAAAAUAGACAUGGUGCGUGAAUUGUCUACAGCAGGGGCUAAUCCUUGCUUGGCGAACGGUCAAAAUCCCUCGUUUCUUUAUGCCGCCAAUCAUGGCUUUAUAGAUAUGGUGCCUUUAGUAAUAACUCCAUCUACAUCCAAGGACUGUAUUCAUCAGGCUCUCUUAUUGGCUUCCUGUUUAGGUCUCCGUGAUAAACUAGCAACAGCCGUCAUUCAUACUUUAAAAUCAAUCACAAAAUAA